Messenger RNA from Metopolophium dirhodum (rose-grain aphid), 9160 nucleotides. RefSeq lists its product as uncharacterized. The transcript has 4 exons. NCBI's taxonomy places the organism in Eukaryota, Metazoa, Arthropoda, Insecta, Hemiptera, Aphididae. The record is from RefSeq and is a predicted model, not a curated record. The annotation marks the transcript as partial.
CGGUUGUUCGUAAAUUCAAGAUCCACUUGCAACCGGGUUUUCAAUCCUAAUCGACGGUCAUCCAAAAUGGACUUACCGAAAAGAAACAAUGUGGUCUCCAAAUGGUUUCCAUACAAAAUUAUAUGUUUGAUGCUGUUCCUGGUAAUAGUUAUGACGAAGAUCGUGUCAUAUACAUGUCAAGAUUUAACAGGCAGCAUUAGCAACAACGGCGUCUCCAAAAUAGUCUUCUCGAUACCCGUAGAGGAUUUAUGGUCGUGCAGUGGAAAGAAAAAUUGCUAUUACCAACGUAAUUCGAAAAACUGCACGAAAAUGACUCAGUUGAGCUUAAGAUUAAGCUUAACUGGCGUGAGUGGAUUAAAACCGCCGCCAUUGAUCGCCGCCUUGAGUACAGCGAUGAAGAAAAACAGACGUGGAUUGUUUAUGGACCCUUUCAACGCUAUGGACAAAAACAAACCAUUGGAGUUGAUAUUAUGUGAUAAGCGCUUGGAUAUGCUACAAUGGGUAAGACGUUAUUUUUCCCUAUACUCUCAUGGAGUAAACUUAACGGUUUUAUAAUGUAUAAUAUAAGAAUAACUUUACCAGAUAUCCAGGGAAAUUGUAAUUUAAGACUUAUAUAAUCUCGUGAUCAGUGUGCAUUCCGACACGCGAGGAACAGUGAAGCGUUGUUCGAUGACGAUUACAAUCAUUAUUAUACUAAUUGCCACGAAUACGAGUUGAAUACCUUAAGUUUAAUACAUACUAUUAUGUUUUUCAUACACAUAAUUAGUGAUUCAUUCAAAAUUGGCUAAUGGCUAUAUAUAAAACGCAUGCAAACUACUAAUUCUAUUGCCUGUGAUCAAUUUAGGUGAUUCAAUCGAUUUUCAAACAUUUUAGCGUCGGACGAAUGUAUCGGGAUGCACGAUUUUCUUUUAAUAAUUAUAUAUAUUAUAUAUCAUCGAUUUUCUUUUAAUAAUUAUUAUACAUAUAUUAUUAUAAUAUCGUCGACUUCUCGGAAAAAGGCUCCAAAAUAUUUGAGCUUUCUCCGGUACGCUUAAAUACCGUGUGUCGAACUCGACUGCACAACCCGACAUGGUACCGUUAUAUGAAUAUCAUAUUGCCGAGAACUUAAAAUGUCGACUGGUUUUGAUUCCAAGCCGAUACAUUCGAUUUAAACUUAAAUAAUAUAUUAUGUGCAAAAACCGCGCAAUGCAAUGCCAUUGCGUUAACGAAGCACUUUUGACCAGUGUGGCGUGUGACGAUAUUGAAAACAAUAAUGAGAUACCGCUUAUCAAACACGACGGACGUCCAACUUGCACAUAAUAUUCACGAUUAACCGUGGCAUGAUAUGACCUGUGUACAACAUUUACUAUACUCGUCAAGUCGAGUAGCUCUUCAAGUCGAGUAAAUCGUCAAAAGAUUCUAUUUACGCGCACGCCCGUUGACACACCUUUACGACUUUAAGUCGUAAAGUUCACGAACGGUUAACUCCGAACACACAUCGGUGGAGGUGUCUUGUCCGUCGGUUGUACGCAUAAUACUAUAGGGCACCCACCAAAUACGUGACCUUUUAAUAUUAUUAUCAUUGAUGGUUUUUCAACAGACCAAACUACGAACUGCCGCGUCGCAUGUACUUGAAUACACUGACACCGAAUUAUAAAUAAUUGUAAUAUUGUUCACAUGCAAAUUAAUUUCCAUGUACCGAUGUCAGAACGAUUCCGUUUGCUUUGUGUGGACGAUAAACUAUAAUAUAAUAUCUCAUGAUGUUCUAUUUAUGUCUAUUCAAUACAAAGUAGCACGACAAAGACCUUGAAAAAAAACCAAACAAAAGUUCAUAACUUUUAAGGAUUUUUUUCUCCAGUCAAAACUCUAACGUAUUCCUGAUAUUUCUUCGGUGUGUGUAUCCACAGUAUAACGCGUGAAAUGUUUUUUUAAGAAAAAUGUUCGUCGACGAAAAGUCUGGACCGUUUUUAUUUCAACAGAGCACAGUCGACUGAUCCGGACAGUCAGUCCUGUGGAUCGUCGUCCAGUGGUAUUUGAUGUGUUUAAUUUUUUGCAUUUGUCGCCUUUGCGCCGCUGACACCAACUACCACGGCUACAGCAGGAAGACCGGAAACGCCACUGAUUAGGGGUCAAAAUUGAAUAGACACGUCUAGGCGCGUCUGGCUGGUUGUAAUGCCUUGAGCCGAAAAGUACCAUGAUCAGGGUUCGGGGACAUCUUUUUAAGUUCUAUUGUGUAUUGUACCAGUCCUAAAAACCAUUGCGCAUAAUGGCUGAUACUUGGAUACAUUUUUUUUAGUUAAAAAUCUUCUGAAAAAAACUUUUAAUAAAGAUGAGAAAAUUAAAAUCAUAAAUACAAGAAGUUACAAUGUACUGUAUAAUAGACUUGAAAUACCAUACUUCUAUGGAAGUAUAUUAAAUUUUUAAUUUGAAAAAGAAAAAAUUAAAUUAUUGAAUAUGCGGCUAGUCACAACAACUAAUAAACACCUUACGAAAAAAGUGUGAAUUCUAAUUUAUUAUUGUUUUUAGUUCCAUCUAAUUAUUGAUUAAAAUGUCUUAAAUUUAAAUUUAAAUUGCAGAACAAUUAAAAAAGCAUGGCUGGGCAAGUUAACUUUUUUUUUAACUUGUGAAGUUAAGUUAAUAUAGACAAGUAUAAGUAAAAUUUAAAGUUAAAGGUUACUUUUACAUAAAGCUAGUACAUAGGUAGUAAUUUAAUAUAGGUCUUACAGUUUUAAAUUAACAUAGUAAUUUAAUAAAGGUCAUACAGUUUCAAAUAAAUGUAUGUAUUAAAAUAAUUACUUAUAUACUUAUAACUUAAAUAUUCUAAUCAAUGACAAAAUCCAACAAAAUAAUUAUUUUUAUGUAUUUGUUUACCUUACCUAUGGUCCACAACUAUACUAAAUUAUAAUUACCUUGUAAUUAUAUUUAUAAAUAAUAUUUGAUAUAGGUACUUCUGAUAGUAAAAUAUUUUUUUUUAUAAAACUAAUUUUUACAAAAUAGAAUAUAUUUUCAAUCUGUUUAUUAGGAAAAAAAUUAACUUAACGUGACAACAAAAUUAAUUAGCUGAUAAGGUAAAAAAAGUCGGUAGGAUAGGAGUAACUUCUAAAAAAAAGUAACACUAGUAAAGUAAUAACUUAGUUAAAAGUAACUCAAAUGUUUAACUCAUUAAUGCCCAGCCUUGUAAAAAAAUCAUGCAAAACUGAAAGUCAGCACUCGUAUUGUACAAUAACUUAUAAAACGUGGAAAUAAUUUUGCAUUAAGUUUUCACAUUUGAUUUUUGGAAUUAAUAAAUUGAAUUAUUUUGAACCUUGCUCUACAUAGAUUUCACAGUAAAGUUUAACAAAAAUAAUGUGUAAAUUCUAUUAUGACCCGAACACUGAUCAUGGUAUGAAGUCCUUUUUCGAAACUCUCAAGUGGAUGCUGCAAGAAGAGGAGCCAAAAAACGAACGAUGAAGUCUAAAUUGUGUUCCAACCACGUGUGAUUUUUAUUGUUUGUUUUCACGGAAGACGGAAAAUGACGUAUCAAAAUCUCACACCAGUUCUGCUGUGUCAACAAGAUUUAAUAAUAAUAAUAUAGGGAGGUCCCUUUGGAAGGAUUUUCGCAACAACUCACCUCUAGCACCGGUCGAACAAUUUUUUUUUUUUUUUUAUGAACAUUACGGCCACAUUAUGACAUAAUUACGCGUUAGAUUUGAACGGUAGUUUUCCAUUCUGAAUAAAAAAUUCCAUUUAAAUAAUUUUCAUUUACCUAUACGUAAAUUCGCUCUCGACGAAAUACUUUUCACCGGCCAUCUUAUUAUACUGUUAAAUUGAAUACAAUAUAUGAAAAUAGCAUGUUUAAAUUUUAUAUUUCAAAUGUAAAAAUAAUAAAUUAUUAUUAUUUAAAAAUCAAAUGAGAACAGAAUUUAAUACUCUUUAUGAAGGUGUCUCGCUACGGCUAUUAUAUUUUAAGGGACAACAUUUAGUCAAUUUCUAAUGUAGUUUUAUCCACCCGGGUUGUAAUUAAUGAUUAUUAGUUUGAGUGAAAUUCAAUGCGUACGUGCAAGCACAUGUUAAUCACUCGAUAACAAUAUAUUAUAAUUCACUAUACGAAUUUUACAACAACUGACUUAAUGUUUUGACAAAAUAAAGUUACUUAACGUUGUCUGAUUUUGAUUCUGAAAAGAGUAUUUUAAUUCAGCAGAUUCUACAGAUUCUGUAGAUCCCACAAAACACUUUCUGUUUUUGAUUUUAAUUAGUAUUUGAAAAAAAAACUGUAUUUUCAAGUUUUCAUUUACAGUUCACAAUUAUGUAAGAUUUAAAAUAUUUACUGAGUGUUCCGUUCGCUCUAGUGACAAUUUUCUGUCGAGGUAAAAUUUUUUUUUAGAAUCAAAAUUGGACAACGUAAACUAACUAUAAUUUUGUCAAAACUAAAGCUAUUUUGUGCUGAAAUGUAUGGUAGUAACGAAGCCUUUUAACUAAAGAAUUGAGUAAUAUUCUUUAGAUUUCUUUCCAUAGUCAGUUUUUAUUUAUUUAUAAUCCAUGUAAUUUGAGAAUUUAAGACUAUAGGUACCUAUAUGUAUUAGGUAUAAUUUAUUUUACGAAUAAGUAUUAAAGUUUCGGUAAAAAUUUAAAAGCUUAUAUUCAAUCCCAUAAUCAAUACUAAAAUAAAGUAAUAAUUUAAAUCACAGUCAGUGCCACAGCUUUCAAAGUUUUAUUUCUUUAAUAAAAAAAAAAUCUAAAAUUACUGAUUUAAAGACUUUAUUUUCAUGUUAAAGUAUUCAUGUGUUAAGGCACUUGGUGCCGAUGCCAUUUUUUCCUCAAAAAUACACUCUGCGGGAAUAACGAUACCGCCUUGUAAAAUCAACCAAAUUUUAUAUAUUUUUUUGCAUUGCUAGAGGGAAAUAGUCUGCAACCCGCAUCGAUCUCUGUUUUCAAUAUUUUAUUCUCAAACUUUAGAAUAUGUCUAAAAAAAAAUACAAGAUAAAAAGCAUUUUUAUACACAUUUUUUAAUACAAUUAUUAGAAAUAAAAUACAAAAUCAGAGAUCGAUGAGGGCUGUAGGAAGUCUUCUUCUUUCGGAUAAAAAAAAAUAGUCAUCAAAAUCCGACAACUCUACAAAGCUUGGAGUUAUUCCCAUGAAAUCAUUUUUUUCGAUAUAAUACACCCUAUCAACCCCCUCCCCCCCUAAAUAGGUAUUAAUUAUAUAAUAUUGGUGGAAAAGUCUUAGAAUAGGUACCUAGGUAUUUAAAAUUUGUAUUUAUACCUUCAAUAAUGAUUCAAUUACUGUUUAUGCUAAUUUUUGUCUGGAUUAGGUUACUUUACUGUAUCAAGAAAUUAUGAGAAUGACAGUAACAAUUUACAUUAAAAAUAAUUUUUUCAAUUCGAAUUAAUUGGUUUUAUAUGGUUUUAUUGAUAUUUGAUAGAUACGUUUAAAAAAGUUACAAGACGUGUGUACCUACUAUUCGAUAUUUUUCCUCUACAAGGAAAAUCUAUGAACCAUAAAUAUGUUUUUGUUAAUAAAUAACCACGACAACGAAAAACUUACGAAAAUUUUGUCAGAAGUAAUGAAAUGUGUAUCCAGCCUAAAAACAUAUUAAAAAAAAAAAACAGAAUUUAAUUUUUGUUUGUUUGUUUACACCGGAGUUGUUGCAGUUAACGAAUCCUAACCAAGGGAAAUCCCUAUUUACAAUACCAAUAAAAACUAAGAGUGACGUCGAAGACUUGACUGGAAUCUACUAUAAUUACUAAUAAUAUAACGCGACAAAACGCUUACAGAAGUUAUAUGAGGACCUAUUUGCCUAUCUACAUUAACUAAGAUGUUUCGUCUUCCAAUUCGUCGAUUGCAACGAUUGUCCUCAAAACAAGACAUGCGAGACAUAGACAUUUUCUAACACCACAUUUUAUUCAUUAAGUGAGUAAAAUUACUAGAUGGCGAUUUCAUCAACAUUAAUUAUAAGUCGAUUAUAAUAAUACUGUUGUAAUAUUAUAAUAUUAUUAUACUGUUGUUAUUCGUUACAUUAUAAUAUAGGUACUAUAAAAUUAUAAGACUUGUGUGUAAAUAUGGUCAAAUAUGGUUUAAAAUGUACGUUAAGCAUGCAGACAUCAUUAUACCAUAAUAUUAUGUUAAAUAAAUUCUAAGAACACAGUUAAUUUAAAAUCUUGGAAUUUUAAAUUGCCAUUCAUUUUAUAUUAAUCAUAUAAUAAUCGUAAUUUAUUUAAAAAACAUAUUAUUUUAUGUGUUCAUAUUUUUUUUUUUAUUAAUUCAAGUUCAAGACUCAAUUAACUUGAUUAAGGAUAGUAAACUAGUUUUUCAUAAGCAAAUUAAUUUGAUUUAUUUUUAUUUCACUGUCGUGUAUUUAAUGUGUUACUGGUAUUUUAGAUUCUGAGUAGAGCUAUUGCUUUUCCAAUGACGUAUUAAUUACUCUGAGCGGCUCCUUUUUACAGUUUAGGAUUAUUGGACAAUAGAUCUGUAUUUUACAGAGUUAAUCUUUGUUGAAUUUUCUUAAAAAUUGUGAAAAGCUAUCGAAAAAACUGUGAAAUUUAUCACACUCGAGUACAUUAGUGUAGAUUUAACCAAAAAAUUGACGAUUUUUAAUUUUACAUGUUUUCUUAUAGUGAAAAUAGCAUUCUUUACAAUGCACUAGUGUAUAAUAUUAUUUCGUACUGGAAAAAUUAAAUGCGUUAAACUGUAUAAUAUAGUAUUAGACUAAAGGAAAUUAAUAAAUUAAAUUACUGUGAGUUAUUACUGCAAUGCACAAAAUUAUACAGUUUAAAAAUACUGUUGCAUUAGUCCAUAUUAGUGUAUCAAUCCAAAUACAAUAUUGUAUUAUCUUGUAUUAUACAUUUCACGCAAAAAUUAACACCAUACAUUACAGUGACCUUCUUGUAACCCACUUACCCGCCUUUUUUAAAAAAAAAUGUUAUAUUAGAAGUUUUAAAAACACGGGCAUCUGAAAUAGGGUGUUUCCAUCGCCUAACUAUUCACCCUCAUAUACUCAUAUUUCAUAAGUAUCAGGUGUAUAGUUUCGGAGUUGUACUUACAGCGACUUACACCCAAAGGAUAAACAAUCACAACUUUCUUAAGACUUGUCAUUUUUAUUGGAAAUUUAAUUGAAAUCCUACGGAGAUAAUUUGGUGUUUUUUUUGCUUAUUGGGCCAUCUUUAAAGGGUGGCAGCCCUAAUUGGCACCUGUUACAUUUUUUACAACCGGGCUCGCCUAUGUAUGUAUCUUUAUGAUUUUAAACUAAAAAAUCUUAGAUUUAUUCAUCAUUUAUAUAGUUAAAUAUGUAUUUAAAUUUACAUAGUUAGUAUGACUACAACUCAAUUUAAUUAAUCCAAUUUAUUUUUAGUUGUUUGUAUCUAUUUUUAUAUGUAAAUUAUGUAAAUUAUUGAAUUUUCAACCAAAAAUUGUUUUUAUACCUCCAUUAGGUACAAUAGGUACGUAUGUACCUCAAACGACGUACCUACGAUAUUUUGGUACAGGUAAACAGACGAUGUGCAAAUUACGGCCCAUAACAUAUAAAUAUAUGGUAAAUCAAGCUCUACUCAGAAUCGCAAUGAACAGGGACAUUUAAUACUGGUACGAUAUCAGCUGCUAACGUCGAGUCAUUUAAAAACGGAUUAACUCGCCAUACUGCACUGGCCCUCUAGUGGCUUCCAAUAUUCUCGCCAUUUAGUCGUUUAAUCGAUUUACUUUUUUAGUUCUACAAUAACAUUAAUCUUAAUUUAAAUAGGGACUUUAUUUUUAGAUUGGAAAUUUUGUCAGUCUUAAAAAAAACUGUUCAGCGUACAUAAAAAUUAUGAAAAACAUUAAUAAAAAUUAAUUACGUUGUGGAAUGCUUCUAAGGCGUUUUUGACCAAAUUUAUAAAACGCAAAUUCAUGCUAUGAUUUCUAUAGUUAAUCUCUAAAAAUAUUAUUUGUUCGCUUUGAACAAUAACUCCAAAAAUUCACAAGGUCAAUAUAAUUUCAAUUAAUUCAAUAACAAUAGUUUUCAACAUUGAAUGUUUUUAUUUGAAAUUCUUAAAAAGUAAAAACCAGUAGGUUUAGGGCAGAAUUAAAUAAAUAAUUUAUGUGUGAUAGGUGAUAGGUGAUAAGUGAUAAUAAUUUAUAUAAUCGAGCUAUUAAGUUUAAGUCAAACCGGCAUUAAGAUUUUAUAUAAUAAUUAUUCACAUUUUAUAUUACAUAUUUUACGAUUCACUAUUAGGUACCUGUAGUAAAAAAUAAACCAGUUCCCAGUGUUAGGCAUUGAAUUAUUCCAAGUAUAAAUUAUUAAAGGAACAUUAUUUUGUAAAAAAAAAAAUGUUCGAUUAAUUUUACUAUUUAUUUCAAAAUUACUCGUAAAAAUUGUUUUUUAUAGUCCGUGUUAAAAUAUCGUUUUUAAAAAAAUGUCUGAUGUUCAUAUUUUAACAUAAAGAACGUAACUGAUUUAUGUUUAUAAAAUGUCAUCUUUUGGAGUUAUGUAGUAUUAAAUUUUUUUGUCUUACAAAAUCAACAAUCAAUUAAAACGCAAUAACUGAACCGUGUACGUCAGUGAUUACAUGAAAAAUUGGACAAGUACGAGAACAGUUGGUUUUUGGAUAGCAAAAUAAUUUCAUCAGAAAUAAUGAAGACGUCACCAUUGAAAUUAGUGACAACGUUAUGCGUAUAAUUGAUAAGUUAAAAAAAGAAAAAUUAAUUUAACAAGUUGUAAAAAUGAAUGAACUAUUUUCAUUCUUUCGACCAAUAAUUCUUUACUUUACUUAUCAAAACGACACGAUAUUGAACUUUUUAACAGGCGACCAUCAAAAAAAAUUGGCACGGGCAGCUGCCUACCCUGUACGUUAGAACCGCCACUUCUAAGUACCUAUAAAACAUAUUAUAACUAUAAUUUUUUAUCUUGGUAUAUUUGGCAGAUGAAGUAGAUGCCUCUGUAAUUUAUUGGCAAUCGGCAUGACUGUUUUUAUCUUUAAAAUAGUAUUAUGGUUGAACAUAUUAUAAUAUUAUUAUCAUUGAAUACAAUGACAUUUUAGGUACAAAAUAUAAUAUAUUACUUAUUUAUUUUAAUAAAUAAAAUAAUGGAUUUUUUUUUUUUGCAUGAUGUACCUAUACCUAAUAUUAAAAUAACUAUAAUUAUAUUAUAUUAAUAUGAUAAACUUAAGUACCAAUAUUAGUUGUGUACAAUAUGCGUUGUAUUUAAUAUGAAUAUACGAGUGGAAUAUUGUGG